AUGCACGACCCAAUCAAAUUCGACGAGGGAAUAAGACAAGUUCUCCGGUUUGAUCAUGAGCUUUCUUUCUCAUUUCGACAUUUCUUUUUCUUCUUCUCUCGCAAAUGGCGACAAGGCGAAAAGGCGAGCGAUUUGUGUUCCGGAUCUUACUGUCGUCUCCUCUGUCUAGUUCCGGCCAUUGAAUCACCCAGUCGACCGAUCUCCUCGUCUCCUCGUCUCCUUGUUUCGUCGUGUCCACCGAUUCUCGUCGUAUCCUCUCUCUCCUCUGUCCCCCGAAGUCAAGAGAUCUCCUCUGUGUCGCCAAGCUUAAGAACUCGUCGUCUUCUCUGUCUCCUCUGUCUCGUCGGGUUAAUAAACAAGGCGCAGUUGGCAAAGCUCCCGAAGAAUCUUUUGGCGAAAGCUUCUCUGACUAAGGCCACUGGACAAGCGUUGGCGCAGCUUCCUCAAGUGAUUUCAUCUCUGGACGCUCAUAUAGAAAGUGGAUUGCACAGCGGUGUUCAUUUGAACACAGUAACUCAGUUAUUUGAAAACAUGGAAAGCACACAGCUUCGUGCUCUUCGACAAUCUAAUAUUUCCCCUGUGACAGAUGACAAGUAGUGAUCUCCAAGAUAGGCACAUACGGCGUCUCCUACUUCGUUGUUCAUUCAUCUUCAAACGAUCACACUUCCCUACUUCGUUUCCACAACAGAGAGAAAUUUGUGGUGGUGACUUAAUUUUCGAUUUUCCUGGCGGUUCUGAUUCCAUAAUAGCUCUGGUUGUUAGCUAGAUUGCGACUUUUGAUAUCAGCUUUAAUCAGAUUCUCUUAUAACCCAGACUGAAAUCUCCAAUGUUCUUUGUUAUAAUUGGGGUUUCCUGGCGGUUUUUUUUUGUAUUAUUAAAUUAGAAAAUUUGUUUUUAUUUAUUUAUUUAUAUUUCCAUUUUUGAAGUA
This is a messenger RNA of Camelina sativa (false flax), 928 nucleotides long. The record is from RefSeq and is a predicted model, not a curated record. Lineage: Eukaryota; Viridiplantae; Streptophyta; Magnoliopsida; Brassicales; Brassicaceae.